Messenger RNA from Peromyscus leucopus (white-footed mouse), 926 nucleotides. RefSeq names its product transmembrane protein 190 (gene Tmem190). The transcript has 5 exons. Gene Ontology annotation, cellular component: inner acrosomal membrane. The coding region runs from base 353 to 883 and encodes 176 amino acids. The record is from RefSeq and is a predicted model, not a curated record. Gene Ontology annotation, biological process: hematopoietic progenitor cell differentiation. NCBI's taxonomy places the organism in Eukaryota, Metazoa, Chordata, Mammalia, Rodentia, Cricetidae.
CUGUCCCAGAUCUGUACCCUGUCAAGUACCCCAUGGAACAGGAGAGACAUCUCCAGCCCCACCCGGGCUUGGUCCUGGUUUCUCCUUCCCUCUUCCCUUGCCGAGAAGACCCUGAAUCUGAAAUCUCCCAAUGCCCACCCACCUCUUCUCCAUAGAUGCUAAGGGAGCUACUCCCCAGACAGAAAUGAUGGGGCCAGGGCACCCCUCCUUAUGAACCCCUUGCUGAGGGGACUCCCUGGCAACAGAACUAAGAAUUCUGGGGCUGAGGCUUUGGGGCGGGGCCCAGUUGUUGCUAGGGUGAUGUCCUUCAAGGUUUCUCUCCACAGAGGCCCCAGAGGUCUGGGGAGGUAACAUGGUGGGGUCUGGGAUCGCAGCUUUGGGCCUUCUCCUGCUGAUGCAGGGCUCAGUAGAUGCGAAUGGAAUCCAGGGAUUUUUCUAUCCAUGGAGUUGUGAGGGAGAUGUGUGGGACCGAGAGAGCUGUGGGGGCCAGGCAGCGAUUGAGAACCCCAACCUCUGCCUGCGCCUGCGAUGCUGUUAUCGGGAUGGUGUGUGCUACCAUCAGCGGCCAGACGAAAACAUGCGCAGGAAGCACAUGUGGGCACUGGGCUGGACCUGCGGCAGCCUGCUCUUCCUGAUCGCCAGUAUCUGCCUCUUCUGGUGGGCCAAGCGCCGAGACAUGCUGCACCUGCCACACUUUCUACAGGGGAAAUGCGACCUGUCACGAACAGUCUCCCUACUGUCUAAGGACCGACCAUCAAGCAAGAAGUCACCCACGGUUACCACGACUGUCACGGUGCCCAUGGAGGCGACAGAGCCCUCAGGGACCACUGAAGCGGAAGCUACAGAAGGCGGAGACGACACCGAGGGAGGAGAUGACGAUUAGGGGCGACUCGGUAGCACCCCUCAAUACAGACAUGGCAUAUAAA